This is a messenger RNA of Drechmeria coniospora, 1062 nucleotides long. RefSeq lists its product as uncharacterized. Gene Ontology annotation, molecular function: protein serine/threonine kinase activity; ATP binding. Gene Ontology annotation, biological process: autophagy; peptidyl-serine phosphorylation. Lineage: Eukaryota; Fungi; Ascomycota; Sordariomycetes; Hypocreales; Ophiocordycipitaceae. Gene Ontology annotation, cellular component: cytoplasm. The transcript has a single exon. The coding region runs from base 1 to 1062 and encodes 353 amino acids. The record is from RefSeq and is a predicted model, not a curated record.
AUGCAGCGUCCAUCCUCAACCGAUGCUUGCUCGAGCCUGCCACCGGUCCAUUUUCAUGGCGAUGCCAUGGCUCGGGUCCUGUGGACGGCCGACGACGAGGCUCGUGCCACGAUCGUACACGACAAAUUCGCGUCGACGAAAUACCGUCUAGGAUCGUUCCUGGGCAAGGGUGGCUGGAGCGUCGUGUACAAGGCGCUGCGAGUGUCGGACGGGAGAGUUUUUGCCGCCAAGUCGACCAAGGCGAUCCAGCAGACGAGGAGAGAGGCGAGGAUCCUGGGCGAUCUGAAGCACGUACGUUGCGCGGCGACCAUGCUUGCAGCGUCCAUCCGGCGGUGGCAUCUGACAGGGUCUGGGCAGGAAAACAUCCUCAAGUUGGUUGAAUGGUACGAAGAGCCCGGCAAUGUCGGCUGCGCCCUUCUCGUCACCGAGCUCUGCGCCUACGGUAAUCUUCAGGGCCGCAUCGACGAAGCGUCGCCGAGGAGUCUCGCGGCAGAGGAGAUCCUCCAAAUGGUCCGGCAGAUGGGCCGCGCGCUCCAUUACCUUCACGGUCAGGCUCUCUUCCACACGGACCUCAAGGCCAGCAACAUGGUCCUCCGCAGCCUCGAGCCCUUUGACGUCGUGCUCGCCGACUGCGCCGACGUGAGGCGCUUCGACGGCAGGCAGAGGCAUCAGCUGCGCGGCACACCCGAAUACUACUCGCCCGAGAUUGGCCAGCACGGUACCCACCAGGGUCCGGGGGACGACGUGUGGGCGCUGGGCAUCACGAUGCUGGCGACGAUGGCGCAGCGUCCGCCGUGCCGAUGCCGCAAGGACGAGGUGGAAGCGUACGCGGCCACGUGCUCCGGCCAUGUCCGGGAGCUUCUCGCACUGAACCCGCAGCACGACAUGGUCAGGCUUCUGGCAGGCUUGCUGGCCUGGGAGCUCAACGAUAGAGUGACGGCAAAGACGGCAGCCGAGUCGGCGACGGCGUUGCUGCUUCGGGAGAGGGCUGGCCAGGGCGAGGACGGCGAGACGUUGGGCAUCGAGGCGCCGCGCAACUUUCGGCCCGUUACAUUUUGGUAG